Molecule: messenger RNA, 3743 nt
Organism: Xiphias gladius (swordfish)
Lineage: Eukaryota; Metazoa; Chordata; Actinopteri; Istiophoriformes; Xiphiidae
Product: protein ALP1-like
Exons: 3
Coding region: 625-1968 (447 amino acids)
Source: RefSeq, a predicted model, not a curated record
AUUUGAUAUGGAUAAAAUAAAAGUUCCUCCGCAGCAAAAUGGUGACUUUUUCCUUUAAUGUUUAAUACUCUGUUAUUACUCUAUAGUAUUUUUAACUCUGAGAUAUUAAUCUCCACGUUAGUGACUUCGACGUUCAUGAGAAUACGACAGAUAGAAGAAAAAGUAGAGUUGUACGUGGAUUAUACUUGGAUUUGGACAGAAGAGGCUUCCUGACGAUGACGAGCCUGAGACUGGGAAACAGGGCUGACCUGUGACCCGGGAAAAAGACGGACAAACGUGAGGAUGGAAGGUGUUGAACCCUCCGAAAACAGCGAACUGAAACACCUUCUCGUUGAAUGAAAUGUUACACGGAAGAAAGAGAAAGGCUGUACGCUGCGGUAUCACGCCCGGCCACAACCAGGAGCCUCCUGAAUCCCACCGAGGGCCCGUCCGGGAUUGUCCAAGUAGUCCCGAAGUCAUCGCCGCGACCGGAUUACACCUGUCGAAACAGUCACGCCGAACUGCAAUCUAAUCCCGACCUGUGGGGGGCAGCAGCGUGCCACAAGGCAUCCGGUCUGCCGGAAACCCAGGAGAAGAAGAACGCGCCGUGCAGUUUGUUUACCGGCGGUAAAAGGAAAAAAAAAAAUGGAGCCGAACACGGAGGAGGACCUGGCUCCGGCAGCAGCGCUACUUUGCUCCGUUCUGAGCCUCGGUGUCCCUCCGGUGUUUGGUCACCAGAUGUUUGAGCUGUACCGGCUCCAAACGGACGUCCUGAGGCGGCGGAGGCAGCGGGAGGUGAUGGAGAGGGAGCGGCGGCGGCGGCAGUACCUGCGGAGGAGGAGAGCCUUCCUGCUCUCCUCCAUCGCGGCUGCGCUCAGUCUCCUCUCCACCACCAGCAGACCCGUCUGGGUCCGAGCCCGAGGCCCGGGCCGCAACCUCUGGGCGGCGGCAGAAGCGUUCGACGACGAGGAGUGGAAGGCGCAGUUUCGCUUGUCCCGAGCAACGUUCGACUACCUGGUCGAACUGAUCGGCCCGGCUAUUAAACGUCGCAGGACGAACUACCGCGUCCCCAUCGAGCCGCGCCGCAGGCUGGCCAUCACCUUGUGGUGGUUCGCCCGCUCCGGAGAAUACCGCUCCAUCGCCGACAUGUUCGGCGUGGGAAUAGCCACGGUGUGUAUGAUUGUGCGUCAGGUCUCCUCGGCCAUAGUAGAGCGGCUGUUUCACCGUUUCGUGUCGCUCCCGAGCGGCCCGCGGCUGGACGAAACCCUCCGGGCCUUCAAGGACCGCUGCUACCCGCAGUGCGCCGGGGCCAUCGGCGGGACUCACAUCCCCAUAGCUCCUCCGAGGGACAACCCCGACCACUACAUCAACAAGAGGGGGUGGCACUCCGUCAUUCUGCAGGCUGUGGUGGACCACAACGUUUGCUUCACAGAUGUGUACGCCGGCUGGCCUGGAAGCAGCAGCAGUACCUCGGUGCUGUGCAGCUCAGACCUGUACCUGAAAGCGGAGGACCGCCCAGAUGGUUACCUGUUCCCCAGAGAGAGAUCGCUCCUGUCUGACGGGGUGGAGAUCCCCGUCCAUCUGAUCGGUGAUGCAUCGUUCCCCCUGAAGCCCUGGCUGAUGAAAGGAUACAGCGAGGAACAGCAGCUGUCUCCUGAGCAGCGUCGCUUCACCUACACCCUGACCUCGGCUCGGUCUGUGGUCGACGCUGCUUUCGCGCGGCUAAAAGGACGCUGGAGGUGCCUGCUGAAAAAGAGCGACAUCGACAUCUCGAUGAUGCCCAGAGUAGUCGCUGCGUGCUGCGUUUUGCACAACAUUUGUGAAGUUAGAGGAGACAGUUUCCUUCCUGAGUGGAACAUUGAGAUGGCUCCUUCUGGAAAUUAUUUAAGACAGCCUGAUACAGAACCAUGUGGAGGAGACACGUACUGCACUGCCGAGGUCAUCAGAGACACUCUUACUUAUAACCUCUUGACUAUACUGCAGUACUGAAAACGGCGACUGACUUCGGUAAUGGUCGCUAAGGUGUCACAGCAGCUCGGUGGACGUCAAGACACAGACUUGUCACUGAGGAACUGUCAUAGCUGCAACACUAGAGGUUGUGUUUGUUAGCAAACAGUGGAUGAUGAAGAGAUCCGGGGCCUGUGUCACGAAGCGGGUUCAGCUUAGUCUGUGUCUCUUUAUGUUUCCUCUCUUCACUGAGUCCAACAUCAGGGAUCCAGACCAUAGCCGGUAUCAUGAAGCUGCUUAUCGGUUGACUCUGUUAACUCUGGGUUUAUCAGUCCGGCUCUGAGUGCGUUCGUGCGAAGGAGGAUGAGUUAAUUACAAACAUCACCAUCAGAACCAUGGAGGAAGGGAUUAAUAUGAUAUGAGAUGAAAUGGUGAUACCCGUGGGAACAUUUGGUUAAAGGGAUAGCAAAGAGUGACCUUCAACAAGGUGAAACAUAAAGAAAAUAAUCACAUAUAGUGUCUUCAGAAAGUAGUCAGACCCCUUCACUAUAUUGUGUUGUAGAUUUAAUUUUAAAUUUAUAAAACUGCCAUUUGUGCUCAUCAGUCUCCAUAACCCAUAAUGACAAAGUGAAAACAAGUUUUUAGAAAUGUUUGGAAAUUUAUUAAAAAUCAAAAACCGAAAUCUCUCAGUUUCAAAAGGUAUUCUGACCCUUAAUCCAGUAGUUUGUAGAAGCCUCUUUGGCUUCUUGGGUGAGUCUCUACAAACACAGCAAAACCGAAAUGUGGGCAGUUUACCCCAUUCUCCCUGGUAGAUCCUCUCAGGCUCUUCAAAUUAGACGAAGCGCUUAACCCUAACCCAUGUUGUAGACCGGUGGACAAAAAUGGCAAAUUAAUCCAUCUAAAAUUAAAUCUACAACACAAUAAAGUGCAAAAAGUAAAAGGGUCUGAAUACUUUGUGAGGCCACUGUAACUAGAAUAGAAUAAGAAACACUAGAAAUAAUUUCCAAAUAUAAAAGUAAGGCUAUAAAUAAGUGCAGGAAUUAUUCUGUAUGUCUUUGGUAUAGAAUUUAGAAAUGUAUACUUUUUUUUUCUGAUGAUGAACAAAGUAUUCUGAAUAUGUGAUGCACACGUUAAAGUAAUGUCAGACUGUUUCUGCGUGAUCACCUGAAAUUAGUUAGUGGCCAUGCAGCAUCUGUUACCAUGGUGAUCUAUUCUGGUUAAAGGUGGAACUUGAGUUAAGGCCAGUGAGAGCUGGAGAGACCACUAAUCUCUCCUGGUGCUGCAGGCCCCUGCUGAGGUUUCCCUGUAAAAGUUACAUCAACACAAUAACCUUUCAGAGCGCAGCGCUUUAAUGGGAGCAUUCAGAAAAACAAGAUGUCUCUAGUGUUGGUUAGUUUCAGUCAGAUGUCUCUUAAAGACAGAACCUUCAACUGGCACCCACUGUUUCCACAAAGUCCUCAGAUCAGAACAUUAAAGAUGUUAAAAAGAAAGAAAAAGGUAAAUAUUCAUGACAGAAGUGCUGGAUGUUUUCAGGUUCUUAGCCCCAGUAGCCUGUGGUUAAAGUAGCCUUCAUGGAUAGUAAAUUAUUCUUUGGAUGAUUUAAAAACUCUUCUGGACGCUUUAGUUCAUACUGAAUUAAAACACAUUUUACUGUCAUAGUUUUAACAAACUAUACCAGUAAAAUGUUAUCUGAAGUCCCGGUGGGAGAUUACAAAAACAUAGUCACCUCACUAUGACGUUCUUUUUAUCCACACCACAGGCACUCAACAUGUAAAACAUAUGACGAGCUAGGAUUAAAGCAGUGGUUCUCAACCUUC